Molecule: messenger RNA, 312 nt
Organism: Xyrichtys novacula (pearly razorfish)
Lineage: Eukaryota; Metazoa; Chordata; Actinopteri; Labriformes; Labridae
Source: the annotation of a GenBank genome assembly
AUGGAGACUGUGACGGUUCCCUGGUGUCUAAUGUAUGCUUUUCCCUCUGUCAAGCAGGAGGUUACCAGGGGGCGGUCCGAUCGGUUAGUGAGGUUGGCAGCACCUGGGCCCGGUGUCUCCCAACCUAUAAAUACCCCGCCUUCUCCACCAGUUCGCUCUCUCCUUCCCUCCGGGCGGAUGGCUUUGUCUUUUGUUUUACGCAUCCAACACCCUAACACACAUUACACCCCGUAUUCACUCAUGCAUGCACGCACCUACACAGCUGAUCUACUGAUCCUCACACCCCAUGACUUGUUUGUGUUCACCUCCUAA